Messenger RNA from Lampris incognitus (smalleye Pacific opah), 8190 nucleotides. RefSeq names its product inositol 1,4,5-trisphosphate receptor, type 1b (gene itpr1b). Gene Ontology annotation, cellular component: endoplasmic reticulum; membrane. The transcript has 59 exons. Gene Ontology annotation, molecular function: inositol 1,4,5 trisphosphate binding; inositol 1,4,5-trisphosphate-gated calcium channel activity. Bases 1 to 8190 code for a protein of 2729 amino acids. NCBI's taxonomy places the organism in Eukaryota, Metazoa, Chordata, Actinopteri, Lampriformes, Lampridae. The record is from RefSeq and is a predicted model, not a curated record. Gene Ontology annotation, biological process: calcium ion transmembrane transport.
AUGUCAGACAAGAUGUCCAGUUUUCUUCAUAUAGGGGACAUUUGUUCCCUGUAUGCAGAGGGAUCCACCAGUGGAUUUAUCAGCACCUUAGGGCUUGUAGAUGACCGAUGUGUGGUACAGCCAGACACAGGUGACCUCAAUAACCCACCCAAGAAAUUCCGAGACUGCCUUUUCAAGCUUUGUCCUAUGAACAGAUACUCAGCACAAAAACAGUUCUGGAAGGCAGCAAAACCAGGAGGCAACAGCACCACUGAUGCAGUGCUCCUGAACAAACUCCAUCAUGCUGCUGAUUUGGAGAAGAAACAGAAUGAGUCUGAAAACCGUAAACUGCUGGGAUCAGUCAUCCAAUAUGGAAAUGUCAUUCAGCUGUUGCACUUGAAAAGCAAUAAGUACCUGACUGUCAACAAGCGUCUGCCUGCACUGCUGGAGAAAAAUGCCAUGAGGGUGACUCUGGACUCAGCUGGCAAUGAGGGCUCCUGGUUCUACAUCCAGCCCUUCUACAAGCUGCGCUCCCUGGGUGACAGCGUGGUAAUCGGUGAUAAAGUGGUCCUUAACCCUGUGAAUGCCGGACAACCCCUGCAUGCCAGCAGCCAUCAGCUCGUGGAUAACCCAGGGUGUAAUGAGGUGAAUUCUGUAAACUGCAAUACCAGUUGGAAAGUUGUUCUAUUCAUGAAAUGGAGUGACAACAAGGAAACUAUACUCAAAGGGGGCGAUGUUGUGCGUUUGUUCCAUGCGGAACAGGAGAAGUUUCUUACUUGUGAUGACCACAGGAAGAAGCAGUACGUAUUUCUUAGGACAACAGGUCGCCAGUCAGCCACAUCUGCAACCAGCAGCAAAGCCCUCUGGGAAGUAGAGGUGGUCCAUCAUGACCCGUGUAGGGGAGGAGCAGGCUACUGGAAUAGCUUGUUUAGGUUCAAACAUUUGGCCACGGGAUGCUACCUGGCUGCAGAGGUGAAUUCAGACUUUGAGGAAGAGAAUGCGGAGCAGCGGUCCUCACUGGAUGCAGACCAUGAAGCUCUGCGGGCACGUCUCAGGGCUCCCCAGGAGAAGGUUAUGUAUACCCUUGUGCCUGUACCUGACGGCAUGGACAUUUCCUCCAUCUUUGAGCUGGACCCUACCACCCUUAGAGGGGGAGACUCCAUGGUCCCCAGGAGCUCCUAUGUGAGGCUACGGCACUUGUGCACCAACACAUGGGUUCACAGUACAAACAACCCUAUUGACAAAGAGGAAGAGAAGCCUGUUAUGUUACGGAUUGGAACAUCGGCAGUAAAAGAAGACAAGGAAGCUUUUGCUAUUGUACCAGUACCACCAGCAGAAGUGCGUGAUUUAGACUUUGCCAAUGAUGCAAGUAAAGUGUUGGCAUCCAUUGCAGGAAAGCUGGAGAGGGGUACAAUCACACAAAAUGAACGACGGUUUGUGACCAAGCUCUUGGAGGAUCUUGUGUUCUUUGUGGUGGACAUCCCCAACAGUGGGCAGGAUGUCCUGGAGAUCAUGGUUAACAAACCAAACAGAGAAAGACAGAAACUCAUGAGAGAGCAGAAUAUCCUCAAGCAGAUCUUCAAACUACUCCAAGCUCCUUUCACAGACAGCGGUGAUGGUCCCAUGCUGCGAUUGGAAGAGCUAGGAGACCAGCGUCACGCCCCAUUCAGGCAUAUUUGCAGGCUUUGCUACCGAGUACUACGCCACUCUCAGCAGGAUUAUAGGAAAAAUCAGGAGUACAUAGCCAAACAGUUCCGCUUCAUGCAGAAGCAAAUAGGCUAUGACGUGCUGGCUGAGGACACAAUAACAGCUCUUCUCCAUAAUAAUCGCAAACUUCUGGAGAAACAUAUCACCGCUGCUGAGAUAGACACAUUUGUUACCCUAGUGAGGAAGAACCGAGAGCCCAGGUUUCUGGACUACCUAUCAGAUCUGUGUGUGUCCAUGAACAAGUCCAUCCCUGUGACUCAGGAGCUCAUCUGUAAUGCAGUACUGGACCCAGCCAAUGCUGACAUCCUCAUAGAAACCAAGUUAGCUCCUAACCUUACAGCAGCAAAUGGAGAGAAUGCAAUGGAGGCAGAGGAUGAGGAGGAGGUAUGGUUGUUUUGGAAGGACAACUGUAAGGAGAUCCGCAGUAAGAGCAUUAGAGAGCUGGCCCAGGAUGCCAAGGAGGGCCAGAAAGAGGACCUGGAAGUGGUCAGCUACUAUAGGUACCAGCUGAACCUCUUUGCCAGGAUGUGUCUGGACCGCCAAUACUUGGCCAUCAACAAGAUCUCUGGCCAGCUGGACGUAGAUCUGAUCCUGCGCUGUAUGUCUGAUGAAGACCUGCCCUAUGACUUGCGGGCCUCCUUCUGCCGCUUGAUGCUGCACAUGCACGUUGACCGCGACCCUCAGGAGCAGGUCACACCUGUCAAAUAUGCCCGUCUUUGGUCCGAGAUUCCUUCAAAGAUUGCCAUUGAUGACUAUGAUAACGAUGGAACCACCAGAGAUGAGGUCAAAGAGCGUUUCUCCCUCACAAUGGAGUUUGUGGAGAACUACUUGCGAGAAGUGGUUUCACAGAAUAUCCCUUUCUCCGACAAGGAAAAAAACAAGCUAACUUUUGAGGUAGUGAACCUGGCAAGGAACCUCAUUUACUUUGGUUUCUACAACUUCAGCGACCUACUGCGACUAACAAAGAUCCUUCUAAACAUUUUGGACUGUGUCCAUGUCAGCACCGUCUACCCUAUCAACAAGAUCGAGAAGGGAGAGGAAAACAAAGCUGGUAGUAAUGUGAUGAAGUCCAUUCAUGGAGUAGGGGAGCUGAUGACACAGGUGGUCCUACGAGGUGGUGGCUUCCUGCCCAUCACACCAGCUCUUCAACCAGAGGGCGAUGUGGUCAAAACCCAGAUUGAGCCAGAGAGAGAGGACAUUAUGGUCAUGGACACGAAGCUCAAAAUCAUUGAGAUUCUACAAUUCAUUUUGAAUGUGCGGCUAGACUACAGAAUCUCCUGCCUACUCUGUAUUUUCAAGCGAGAAUUUGAUGAAAACAACCAACAAGCAGACAACACUGCCAGUCAGGAUGGUACCAAUCAUGUGACGGGAAAUCUUGACUUUGAGAACAUUGAAGAACAGGCUGAGGGGAUCUUUGGAGGAAGUGAGGAGAACACUCCAUUGGACCUGGAUGAUCACGGUGGCCGUACUUUCCUGCGGGUGUUGCUGCACCUGACCAUGCAUGACUACCCUCCUCUGGUGUCCGGUGCUCUGCAUCUACUCUUCAGACAUUUCAGCCAGAGGCAGGAAGUCCUCAUGGCCUUCAAACAAGUCCAGCUCCUGGUGACCAGUCAGGAUGUGGACAACUACAAACAGAUCAAGUCGGACCUCGACCAGCUGCGUUCCAUUGUAGAGAAGUCUGAACUGUGGGUCUAUAAGAGGCAAGGAGAAGAUGGGAUAGAUGGAGAUGGACCUUCAGAGUCAGACAACAAGAAAAAGGGAGAUUUGAAUGGAUCAGAUAAAAAGAAGACAGAAAGCACCAGCAGCUACAACUAUAGAGUUGUAAAAGAGAUUCUGCUGCGCCUCAGUAAGCUAUGUGUUCAGGAGGGCUCCUCGGGGAAGAAGAGUAAGAAACAGCAGCAGAGGCUGCUGAGGAACAUGGGAGCUCACAGUGUAGUGCUGGAGCUCCUACAGAUUCCCUAUGAAAAGGGUGAGGAUGUCCGCAUGCAGGAGAUCAUGAAGCUGGCUCAUGAGUUCCUGCAGAAUUUCUGUGCAGGAAACCAGCAGAACCAGACUCUCCUCCAUAAGCACAUCAAUCUCUUCCUAAACCCAGGGAUUUUAGAGGCUGUCACCAUGCAGCAUAUCUUCAUGAAUAACUUCCAGCUCUGCAGUGAGAUCAAUGAGCGGGUUGUCCAGCAUUUCGUCCACUGCACAGAGACCCAUGGUCGACAUGUGCAGUACCUCAAGUUCUUGCAGACUAUCGUCAAAGCUGAGAACAAGUUCAUCAAGAAGUGUCAGGAUAUUGUCAUGGCUGAGUUGGUGAACUCAGGUGAGGAUAUUCUGGUCUUCUACAAUGACCGCGCGUCCUUCCAGACGCUGGUCCAGAUGAUGCGCUCAGAGCGGGACCGCAUGGAUGAGAAUAGCCCUCUGAUGUAUCAUAUCCACCUGGUGGAGCUGCUGGCCACCUGCACUGAAGGCAAGAACGUCUACACUGAGAUCAAGUGUAACUCCCUGCUACCACUGGAUGACAUUGUACGUGUGGUCACCCAUGAAGACUGUAUCCCUGAGGUGAAGAUUGCCUACAUCAACUUCCUGAACCACUGUUAUGUGGACACUGAGGUGGAGAUGAAGGAGAUCUAUACCUCCAAUCAUAUGUGGAAACUGUUUGAAAAUUUCCUGGUGGACAUUUGCAGGGUGUGUAACAACACCAGUGACAGGAAGCAUGCGGACACGAUGCUGGAGGGUUAUGUAACUGAUACAGUCAUGAGCAUUGUCACGUGUUUCUUCAGCUCUCCCUUCUCUGACCAGAGUACCAGCCUGCAGACCCGCCAGCCAGUAUUUGUCCAGCUGCUGCAGGGUGUGUUUAGGGUAUACCAUUGUAACUGGCUCAACCCUCUACAGAAGGCCUCAGUGGAGGCCUGCAUUAAAGUGCUCUCUGACGUGGCUAAGAGCAGGGCCAUUGCCAUCCCGGUGGACCUCGACAGUCAGGUGAACAACCUGUUUGUCAAGUCCAAUAAUGUCGUGCAGAAGAGCAUUUUAAACUGGAGGUUGUCGGCCAAGAACACCUCACGGCGAGACUCUGGCCUGACCACUUCCAAGGACUACCGUAACAUAAUAGAGAGGCUACAGGACAUAGUGUCAGCCCUGGAGGAUCGUUUGAGGCCUCUUGUCCAAGCUGAGCUCUCAGUGCUGGUGGACGUUCUUCAUCGCCCAGAAUUGCUCUUCCCUGAAAACACAGAAGCUCGGAAAAAGUGUGAAAGUGGAGGAUUCAUCUCAAAGCUGAUAAAACACACCAAGCAACUGUUGGAGGAGAAUGAGGAGCGUCUGUGUAUCAAAGUACUGCAGACCUUAAGGGAGAUGAUGACCAAAGACCGAGGCUAUGGGGAGAAGCUGAUUGCCUUUGAUGAUGAAAUGGAUGUGGCUGAGGAGCUUGAUCCCAACCAGCCACAGAAGCAACUGGAGGAUCAAAGGAGGGGAGAAGCUCUCCGUCAGAUUUUGGUGGAUCGAUACUAUGGGAAUUUCAAACCUGGCAGUAGAAGAGAUAGCCUCACAACUUUCAGCAAUGGUCCCCUCAGUCCUGGAGCACAAGGGAAGCCUCCUACAGGUGUCUCAGGAGUUGGAGGUAGGGGAGAAUUGAGCUUGGCAGAGGUCCAGUGUCACCUGGACAAGGAAGGGGCUUCUGACCUGGUCAUCGACCUCAUCAUGAAUGCAACCAGUGACCGCAUCUUCCAGGAGAGCAUCCUAUUGGCCAUCGCACUACUGGAGGGUGGGAACACGGUUAUACAGCGGUCAUUCUUCAACCGUUUAACGAGUGACAACAAGUCAGAGAAGUUCUUCAAGGUGUUCUAUGAGCGUAUGAAGCUGGCCCAGCAGGAGAUCAAGGCCACUGUCACAGUUAAUACCAGUGACCUGGGCAGCAAAAAGAAGGAUGAGGAGCCCCCUGACAAAGACACCCCUGCACGCAAGAAAGUCAAAGAUGUCCCAGUGGUCACUGUGGUGACAGAAGAGGCGAAGGAGCAGUUGGUGGAGGCGUCUACCGUCACCAGGAAGGCCUUCACCACUUACCGCCGCGAGGCUGAGGCAGAGGAGCACCAGGCAGCAGCAGAUGGGUCCGCCAUCCCUACUGCUGACAAGGGCCAGGAGGAGGGCGAGAUGAGCGUGAUCAUCACCAUUAUGCAGCCCAUCCUGCGGCUCAUGCAGCUACUCUGUGAGAAUCACAACAGGGAGUUGCAGAAUUUUCUUCGCAACCAGAACAAUAAGAACAACUACAACCUGGUUUGUGAGACGCUGCAGUUUCUGGACUGUAUCUGUGGUAGCACCACGGGAGGUCUUGGGCUGCUGGGACUCUACAUCAACGAGAAGAAUGUUGGGCUCAUCAACCAAACUGUGGAGAGUCUGACCGAGUACUGCCAGGGACCCUGCCACGAGAACCAGAAUUGCAUCGCCACUCAUGAAUGCAAUGGUAUUGAUAUCAUCAUUGCCCUCAUCCUCAAUGACAUCAACCCUCUUGGCAAGAAGAGAAUGGACCUAGUGCUGGAACUCAAAAAUAAUGCCUCAAAACUUCUCCUUGCUAUUAUGGAGAGUCGUCAUGACAGUGAGAAUGCUGAGAGGAUACUCUACAAUAUGAGGCCAAAAGAGCUGGUGGAGGUGAUAAAGAAGGCCUACAUGCAGGGUGAGAUCGAGGUGCAGGCCACUGAGGAUGGUGAGGAUAGCGAGGAGGAACACUCUGCUUCUCCACGUAAUGUCGGUCAUAAUAUCUACAUCCUUGCACAUCAAUUGGCCCGUCACAACAAGGAGCUUCAGGCUAUGCUGAAGCCAGGAGGGACCUAUGGGGAGGGUGACGAGGCUCUGGAGUUUUAUGCCAAGCACACAGCUCAGAUUGAGAUUGUACGACUGGAUCGCACUAUGGAGCAGAUAGUCUUCCCUGUGCCCAACAUCUGUGAGUUCCUCACCCAAGAGUCCAAGCUACGUGUCUACUACACCACGGAGCGGGAUGAACAGGGCAGCAAGAUCAAUGACUUUUUCCUGCGUUCUGAGGAUCUUUUCAAUGAGAUGAAUUGGCAGAAGAAGCUGCGAGCCCAGCCCAUCCUCUACUGGUGCUCCAGGAACAUGUCCUUCUGGAGCAGCAUCUCCUUCAACCUGGCUGUUCUCAUGAACUUGUUGGUGGCCUUCUUCUAUCCCCUGGAAGGUAUUCGCAGAGGUAACCUGGAGCCCCAUCUCUCUGCCCUGCUGUGGACAGCCAUGCUGGUGUCCUUGGCCAUAGUCAUCAUUUUGCCUCAGCCCCACGGCAUCAGGGCCCUCAUUGCCUCCACCAUCCUGCGCCUAAUAUUUUCUGUGGGCCUGGAGCCCACCCUGCUAUUACUGGGAGCUUUCAAUGUGUGUAAUAAAGUCAUCUUUCUAAUGAGCUUUGUGGGUAACCGAGGGACGUUUACGAGGGGCUACAAGGCAAUGAUCACGGACGUGGAAUUCCUCUACCACCUCCUUUAUCUGAUCAUCUGUAGCCUCGGGGUCUCUGUCCACGUCUUCUUUUACAGCCUACUGCUCUUUGAUCUGGUUUACCGAGAGGAGACCCUGCUAAACGUAAUAAAGAGCGUGACACGCAACGGUCGCUCCAUCGUUCUGACAGCUGUGCUGGCUCUCAUCCUCGUCUAUCUCUUCUCCAUCGUGGGCUACAUCUUUUUCAAAGACGACUUUAUUCUGGCCGUGGACAGGAUACCCAACAAAACACUGGAGCAUGGUGCCAGUAUGGUUGGGGAGUUCCUUUCUGGUGGAGUGUGCCAAAGGGGAAAUGGAGAGAACUGCUCAGCAGAGAUUAUGGAGGAUGCUGUGGUGAUUGAGGACAAGGAGCGGACGUGUGACUCUCUGCUCAUGUGCAUUGUGACCGUCCUGAGUCAUGGCCUGAGGAGCGGAGGAGGUGUUGGAGAUGUCCUGCGUAAGCCAUCUAAGGAGGAACCCCUGUUUGCAGCCAGAGUCAUCUAUGACCUGCUGUUCUUCUUCAUGGUCAUCAUUAUCGUCCUCAACCUCAUCUUUGGUGUCAUCAUUGAUACUUUCGCUGACUUAAGGAGUGAAAAGCAGAAGAAAGAGGAAGUCUUGAAGACAACAUGUUUUAUUUGCGGUUUGGAGAGGGACAAGUUUGACAACAAGACAGUGACCUUUGAAGAACAUAUCAAAGUGGAACACAACAUGUGGCACUACCUGUUCUUCAUUGUCCUUGUGAAAGUGAAGGACUCUACAGAGUACACUGGACCCGAGAGCUACGUAGCUGAGAUGAUCAGGGAGCACAACCUGGACUGGUUUCCACGGAUGCGUGCCAUGUCCCUGGUGAGCAGCGAUGCAGACGGGGAGCAGAAUGAGAUCAGAAACCUGCAGGAGAAACUGGAGUCAACCAUGAAGCUGGUGUCCAACCUCUCAGGCCAGUUGACUGAGCUUAAAGAACAGAUGACAGAACAGAGGAAGCAGAAGCAGCGGAUUGGUCUUUUAGGACAUCCUCAGCAUAUGAACGUCAAUCCCCAGCAGCCUGCAUAG